Molecule: messenger RNA, 1804 nt
Organism: Bactrocera oleae (olive fruit fly)
Lineage: Eukaryota; Metazoa; Arthropoda; Insecta; Diptera; Tephritidae
Molecular function (GO): DNA binding
Source: RefSeq, a predicted model, not a curated record
GAUAUGGCAUCAUUUGAUGUAAUGGUCACAAAACUUACUGCAUAUUUUGUUGAAACUAGUUUUAUUUGCUACAAUUUCAAAUAUUAAAACCAAAUACUACAGGAUAUCUUAAAUUAACGUUAAAGGACUCGUAUUAUUUACUCAUCUUCAGAAUGACACUACAAAUUUGUAGUUAUCAAGGUUGUUACACGCAACGAUUUCCUUGUAGUUCAAUAACAUUCUUCCAAUUACCAACCGAUGAACCACGACGCACACAUUGGAUACUAAAUAGUGGAAAUAAACAGCUGCUGAAACUUAAAAACAGCCAAAAACGAUACUUCUGUGAAAUUCACUUUCAGAAAAAGGAUAUUAAACCACAUUUUUAUAGGAAACUUUUAUAUAAGAACGCAGUUCCAAUGCCAUAUAUGAGUGACGAUGUUUCUACACUAACCACAAAUACCAUACAGUUUACCGAGUUCGAGGUAGUAAGAGAUUACCAAAGCGAAGUUAAAGAAACAAGUGGUGACAAUUUGUUUCAGGAAUACGAAAUAAAGAAAGGAGAAUACGAACCCGUUGAAGAUGAGCAGAAUAUGACGACAGAUUACUGUUUUUUGUAUGACGAUUGCAACGAGAAUAACAUACAAGAAAACAAACUAAUGACUGAAGAUACGCUGGACUUACCAGAAAUUAUUUCAAAUCACGCUGAAAUAAUACCUACAAAACAAGAGUCAAUCAUUAAUAUUGGUGCAUCGAAUGUUGACGAUGCGGUGUCAACUUCAUGCAUUUCACCGGCAACUUCGUCCACUACAGAUGUGAUUUACAGUUCAGAAUUGCAUAAUGCUUAUACCACAAAUGAGAGUAUUGUCGAAGCUGCUGAAUCAACAACAGAUUUAGUGUUAAAUAAUGAUAAAGAAAUUAAAAACGAUGACACAAUAGUGUCCGAUAAAUCAUACGAAUCUGAUAAACAUUUUGCGUUAUCACUUGUGUAUUAUUUUCAACGAUUAAACGUUAAAAAGAAAGCGCAAGCCAAAAUUGACAUACUAACAUAUUUAGUAGCACUGGAGCAAGAUAAGGAUUCGUAAUGGGAUUUGUAUAUACUACUACAUUCAAAAUCUUUGUAGAUGACUAAUUUAGCAUAAAAUAGUUGAGGUAUGAUGUCUUUUUUAUAUUUUUAGUAGUUUGUAGUAAAUAAAAAAAACGAAAUUAAAUCGUAAGCGGACAAUAAAGUUGGUACUCAAACGGAAUUGGUUAUCAAACUAUUCAAUUAAACAAACAGUUUUGAGACUAAAUUUUAUUUGCAACUUUUUUAUUUUCUUUAUUUAUUUAAUUUUAUUUAUUUAUUUAAUUUUAUUUUUCAAAAAGUUGCCAAAUUAAACUACGCUAUGUAUUGUUCAAUAUGUAUAACAGAUGAUCCCUACAUUAAGCAUACUCGACUAUAGAAAAAUACAACAAGAAUAUUUUGAAUGUUAUAAGCUUUUGCUAAUUUAAUAGUUGAGUUCAAUAAUAAUUAUAUAAAACUUAGUAUAAAAUUACAUUGCAAAUAAUUUAUGCAUAUGCAGUUAUAUUUGUGUAUGUACAGUUUGUUUUGAAUGAAGUCGUUUUGUAUUAAAAAAGAUUUAAGCGAGACAUAAAUAAUCACCCUGCGGUUAUAAUAUGUUGGAGUAUCACUUUUUAUUUCAACCACAUACAAAUACUAUUUUUAAUUAAUAUGUUUGUGUCGUAUAUAAGUUAAAACAUUUAUGCUGUUCAAAAAAUCAAUGACAUGAAAAACAUAAUAUACAUAUUCGUGAUAUAUUCAUGAAAUACAAAAUAUAUUUAUUUUCAA